Messenger RNA from Thalassophryne amazonica, 2661 nucleotides. RefSeq names its product neurochondrin (gene ncdn). Gene Ontology annotation, biological process: regulation of neuronal synaptic plasticity; neuron projection development. Gene Ontology annotation, cellular component: dendrite. NCBI's taxonomy places the organism in Eukaryota, Metazoa, Chordata, Actinopteri, Batrachoidiformes, Batrachoididae. The record is from RefSeq and is a predicted model, not a curated record.
GUGAGUUUUGUGAAUAAUUGGGGUUUUAAUUUCAGGUUUUUUCAAACAACAUUUUGCUUAAAAUGACUCGGUAAAUCCGUUGAAAAGUGUAGCGCGAUGUGGUUUCACUGAUAUCCGGUGCUUUCUGUUUUUGUUUUUUGUUGUUGGUUUCGACGUUUUGUUUUUUUUUUGCUCCAUAAGAUUGUAAUGGCUGAAAGCAGCGAUCUUCCCCCUGUUUGUUCUGACACAGAGGAGCAGGCGGCUGCAGGAGGAGGUUUGAGUGAAGCUCAGGAGGAAGUUUUGGACAGAUGUCUUCAUGCACUCACACAUGCAAAAAAUGACAGCCACACUCUGGCUGCUCUUCUGCUGAUCACCCGCCUGUGUCCAGCGAGCCAACUCGAUAAACUGACGUUGAGGCGCAUCUUUGAGGCUGUGGGUCUUAACCUUCCAGCUCGGCUGUUGGUGACAGCAGUUAAAGGCAGUGACACCGCUGGUUUGCCCCUGCAAGAACUCCUUUCACUGGGAACUGCUCUCUUGGCCGCCCUGAGCACAGACCCAGACAUGGCGUCACAUCCACAGCUCCUCGCCUCUGUCCCACUUCUGCUGGGCAUCUUAGCAAACUGCCCAAUGUUAAACCAGCAGAAAGACAAAGCCGAAGAGCAGAAGCAAGCUACAGAUGGAAGGAGACCCGAUGAGCAGACACCAGAAAGUGAAGUCCACUCAGGAUUGAGCAUGGAUGAGUCUGAGAGAGAGUGUGAAACCAACAACCAGAAGGGGGCAGCAAAUGGAGCAUCAUUUCAGCAUCCCACACCAUCCUGGAAGCCCGAUGAAGCUGUGGCCGCAGACUGCUACCAGGUUCUGUUUGCUGUGUGCGCCUCACCCAGAGGUCCUGACCAGCUGCUGAGUCGGGGUGCCGUUUCCGCUCUGUGCCAGUCGCUGGAACUCAACCAGACCUGCAGCCACGACAAAGGGCUUGUGUUGCUGAGCAGCCUCCUGUCUGGGAAAAUGAAGGAUAAAGUGUGGCGCAAACAUUCAGCAGAACUCCUCAAGCUUCUGCUCAGACUCUCCCAAGACUUCUGCCAAGCCACAGACCAGACCCGGUUGGAUAUGUGUACCCAGCUGGUGCACUUUCUCCCCCCUGUAGGAAUGCUAACACAGUCUGAGGACCUGAAGGAAGCAGUGACCCACACGUGGAGAGCGUUGAGACCCAUGAUGCAGUCCAGGUUGACGCAGAAGCAGAUCCGGCAGAUCCUGAUCCUCAGUGCGUGUCUGCUGGAUUUGUACGGGUGGGAUCUGGUGGGGCCGCCGAAGUUCUGCUGUUUACUGGUGAACCGGGCCUGUGUGGAGGUCAGAAUGGGUUUGGAGGAGCCUCCUGGUAAAGAGAUGAGCCCGGAACUGCAGCACACACUCACAGCCUGUUACCGUAUCAUGGAGGCAGCAAUCGAACAGGCCUGCAGUGUCGGAGUCACGCAGGCUUCCGCGCCUCCUCCGAGUGGCGCCUGUGCACUCAGUCUGCAGCAGAGCAGGCAGGUCCUGAAGGUGCUGGAGGAGGCCUUCUCUGCUGUCAUGUACCGCUUGCAACAGGUUGAUCCAAGUCACCAUGGUGACCCUUUCAUUUUUGCUACGUUCCGUUCCCUCUGCUCGUGGCUUGCUGAGGAAACGUCUUGCCUGAAGGAGGAAGUGACGGCUCUGCUGCCAUUUCUGAUCGGCUACUGCAGGAGCCACCUGCAGGGAGACAGCCAGGGGCGGGGCCUCUCUGACUGGAUGACCGACAUGUCCGUCAACCAGGAAGGAGGAGCUUGGACAGGAGAAGAACCUCUGAGGUAUCUCCUCCCAUCGCUGUGCCACUUGUCAGCAGAAGAACAGCCCCGGAAGGUGCUGCUCGCCCUCGACACGCCCAAACUGCUGGUGGACUUCCUGUCGCAGUGCUGGAGCUCCCUGAGGAGGAGCGGUGCAUCAUCGGCCGUUUGUCCCAGCAUGGAAACUGCCUGCUCAGCACUUCUCAACUUCACAGUCACAGAGCCAGACCAAGUCAGGACUGACCCGUGUUUCAACACACUGGAGGAUCUUUUGAAUGAAGCACUUCCUGUUUUGGUGCACAAACAUCAACUUCUGGUCCUUGCAGCAAAUUGCUGCACUUUAAGAUUAAUGAUCGGCAGAUUGAGACCGGCUCCGACAGGUGUUGCGGAGGCCAGCCAAAGACGCUUCUUCUCCACUGCUCUUCUGUUUCUCCAAGCCGCCUUGGACUCCAGCUCCAGCCCUGGACCGGUUCGUGUGAGUGUCAUCUGGGACAGUUUUUGGGACAAAGCUGCAGAGCUAUGGAGGUUGGGGCUGCAAGCUCUGGGAGGCUGCAUCCGGGUGCAGCCCUGGAUCACUGCCCUGAUCAGAGACGAAGGUUGGCUCAAACGCGUACUUGCCAUCAUGUGUCAGUGUAGCGCGCUACCUGACCAGCACACACGGGAGGCGCUAGAGGAAGCUCUGUGCGCCAUCGCAGACCAGUGCCCGCUGUGCAAGCAGGAGAUCACGGAGGCCAUGAUGACAUGUAAAGGAGCUUUGAACAGUUUGGAGAAGCUGAAGAAGUCAGUUGGAGUAAAGUGACACCACACUUUGGGGAAAAAAAAAAUCCACGAAUACAAAGAAGAAAAAUCCAUUUCCUUAAAUUUACCCUCAAUAUGAAGACAU